AUGAGAGAUAUAGAUAGUAUCAUUGAUUAUAACACUGAUCGGAGCAAUAAUAAUAUUGGUGUUAUAGAUGUCUUUGAUAAAAAGGUCAUACUACUCAGUACAUAUCAAGUUUGUAAUGGGUUGCAUAGAUCAACGAUAUAUGACACUCAUUACUUUUAUGAUGUCUUUGUGGAGAGACCCACAUUAUUCCCCGAUGCGAUGAUCAUCAAGGAGGCACAACUCAUAUACCACAAAUCGAAUGAACAUAAUGAACACGGUGUUCCGUGCGCACCAUAUCUGCAUAUCAAACGAUUCACCAAUGUACAAGUGACCAAGGUCGAUAUUGGAACAAACAAGACCAACCUAUUUCACACAAUGAGUACCCUGCCAGAUGAAUGGAUACCACAACACUUGGUAGGAUCGACUGUUCUAACAGAUGACAUUAUCGAUCGUCGAUGGAGUAAAGCUACUAUAAGUGGAGUUUUACCAACCAUACUAUUUAAAAAGAUCAUUGGGUAUCUUUGUGUUUUGAAAGGAUCAGGAUCCUAUAUUCAACUGAUUAAUCUUUCAUUGGUUUGUCAUAGAUGGUAUUUUAUAGUAUCAAGAGAGAACCUAAACGUUAAUGUGAAAGUAUGUGAUGACCAAAUCUACCAAUUUUAUAAUUUAUUUUUUAGAGGUCAACAACAUUUUAUAAAGAGCAUCAAUCAUUUGGAUCUAUCGGUUCCUGCUGGUUGUGAACCAAUCUAUCCAUACACACAAGACUUUUAUACACUACUCUCAGAGAGAUCUAUCUCCAUUCGAUCCAUCUCUUUUCGCAAAGAUAACGGACACCGUUGCUGGGCUAUCCAAUCAAUAUAUAGUGAUUGUUUUCCCAACCUUUCCAAAAUACAUGUGGACAAACCACCCAAAGUAUUCUUUCAAGUAGCCAAUUCUUUACCAACUUUAAAGACUGUCAGUCUCUACAUUUCCAAUAUUGCAUACCCAUUUCAUCCACUUGUCGAAGUGAUCAAACUAGUCUCGACAAACCAUACGAUAGUCAAUUACUCUGUCAUUGUUCGAUAUGAUAUUGCCAAUACUGCCGACGAACUAUUGCAAGUUUGUAUCUCCAAUGGGUCCAUUCAAAAGAUACGUACCAAUCUCAUAUUUAAAAGUAAUAUAUAA
Molecule: messenger RNA, 1140 nt
Organism: Cavenderia fasciculata
Lineage: Eukaryota; Evosea; Eumycetozoa; Acytosteliales; Cavenderiaceae
Exons: 3
Coding region: 1-1140 (379 amino acids)
Source: RefSeq, a predicted model, not a curated record